CGAUUUCUUUCUCACCCCUUACUUCAAAUUUUUAUUUCUUCUUGUCAUUUUCAGUACCGUGUCAGGGCUGGCAUCUGAUCAUCGUCAACCUUUGUUUAAUCCCCUCAAUUUCUCAGUUAAACCCUAAUUCAUGUGAAUUAUCGCUCCUAAUGUACCGAUUUCUGGGGUUUCCUUGAUGAGCAACCGUCGGAGGAUUUUGUGACACGGUGGAGGGAGCGGUAAGAUGGCGCGGCAAAUGACUUCCUCCCAGUUUCACAAAUCGAAGACUCUCGACAACAAAUACGUCAGCUUAAUUUCCUCAAUUUUCUCGGAUUUAAAUCGGGGAUGCUGGGAGAUGAAAUUGGGAAAGGAGCUUAUGGUCGAGUUUAUAAAGGAUUAGAUCUUGAAAAUGGGGACUUUGUGGCCAUUAAGCAAGUCUCCUUGGAGAAUAUUGCUCAGGAGGAUCUUAAUAUUAUCAUGCAAGAAAUCGAUCUAUUGAAGAACUUGAACCAUAAAAACAUUGUGAAAUAUCUUGGGUCAUUGAAGACAAAGACUCACCUUCAUAUUAUUCUGGAGUAUGUUGAAAAUGGCUCACUUGCAAACAUUAUAAAACCAAAUAAAUUUGGACCUUUCCCAGAAUCGCUGGUAGCAGUUUACAUUGCUCAGGUCUUGGAAGGCUUGGUAUAUCUGCAUGAACAGGGUGUGAUUCAUCGCGAUAUCAAGGGUGCGAACAUUUUGACAACCAAGGAGGGUCUUGUCAAGCUUGCUGACUUUGGAGUUGCAACUAAACUAAAUGAGGCUGAUGUCAACACUCAUUCAGUAGUAGGAACUCCAUACUGGAUGGCCCCAGAGGUUAUUGAAAUGUCCGGAGUUUGUGCUGCUUCUGACAUUUGGAGUGUUGGGUGCACAGUUAUCGAGCUUUUGACGUGUGUGCCUCCUUACUAUGAUUUGCAACCCAUGCCGGCCCUCUUCCGUAUUGUUCAGGAUGACCACCCUCCGAUUCCUGAUAGCCUGUCUCCAGACAUUACUGACUUCCUGCGUCAGUGCUUUAAGAAGGAUGCUAGGCAGAGGCCUGAUGCUAAGACACUGCUUUCUCACCCCUGGAUACGGAACUCUAGACGUGCAUUGCAGUCAUCACUCCGUCAUAGUGGAACUCUCAGAUAUAUUCAGGAAGCCUCUGCAGAAUCAGAAAGUGCUGAUGAAGAUGGCCAAGGUGCAACUGAAACCCUUCCAGCGGUAAAACUGAGUAUAUCAAAAACUAAAUCGAAAAGCAAAUUACAUCUUGAGGAGGUUGCAAGUUUGAGAUCGGACAAGGAUCAAUCCUUACCCAGUGAUCUUGAUGAUGAACGAGCAGAUAAUUCGGAAGAUGGUCUAAUGUCAGAUCAGGUUCCUACAUUUUCUAUUCACGGGCAAUCGGCCCUUCAAUCUGGCUCUAGCUUAGUCUCUUCAGAUGCAAAGAUGCCUUCUCAAGAUUUAUCAGAGUAUCAUGGGAAGUUUGACCAUGAUGAAACACCUGAAAAUGGUGAAGUGGAAACUUCUGAAACAAGGAGAAAUAUUGUAGGAACAAAACAGGUGGAAAAAGAAAGUUCCUUCCUGGCUGAACAGGCAUCACGUGGUUUUGGACAAAAGGGCCAAGAUCGUGGUCUUCACAAGACUGUGAAGACUCCAUCAAAUGUUGGAGGGAAUGAACUGACUAGAUUUAGUGAUCCUCCUGGAGAUGCUUCUUUGGAUGAUCUGUUUCAUCCAUUGGAUAAAGGUACUGAACGAAAACCAAAUGAAGCCUUAACAUCUGCACCCACAUCAAAUGUCAACCAGGACGAUUCUCCUGUGGCCGAUGGUGGAAAGAAUGACUUGGCCACAAAGUUGAGAGCUACAAUUGCUCAGAAACAAAUGGAGGGUGAAACUGGGCAGUCAAAUGAUGGUGGUGACCUUUUCCGCUUGAUGAUGGGUGUUCUAAAGGAUGAUGUUAUAGACAUUGAUGGUUUGGUAUUUGAUGAAAAAUUGCCUGCGGAGAAUCUCUUUCCUCUGCAGGCAGUCGAGUUUAGCAGAUUAAUGAGCUGUUUGAGGCCGGAUGAAUCAGAAGAUACAAUAGUAUCUACCUGUCAAAAACUUAUUGGUAUAUUUCGUCAAAGAUCUGCGCAGAAAGCUGUUUUUGUUACACAGCAUGGUUUCCUGCCUCUAAUGGAUCUGCUCGACAUUCCUAAAUCUCGUGUUAUAUGCUCCGUGCUGCAGCUGAUAAACGAAAUCAUUAAAGAUAACACAGACUUCCAGGAAAAUGCUUGUCUUGUUGGCCUUAUACCUGUUGUCAUGAGUUUUGCUGGUCCUGAUCGGGAUCGUUCGCGAGAAGUUCGUAGGGAAGCGGCCUAUUUCUUGCAGCAGCUCUGUCAAUCAAGCUCGUUGACGUUGCAAAUGUUCAUUGCUUGCCGAGGCAUACCCGUUUUGGUUGGAUUCCUUGAAGCUGAUUACGCAAAAUACAGGGAGAUGGUUCACUUAGCGAUUGAUGGGAUGUGGCAGGUAUUUAAGCUCCAGAGAUCAACCCCGAGAAAUGACUUCUGUCGUAUAGCUGCAAAGAAUGGAAUUCUGCUUAGAUUAAUCAACACUCUGUACAGCUUGAAUGAGGCGACUCGAUUGGCUUCUAUAUCAGGGGGCACCUUGGCUGUGGAUGGUCAAGCUCCACGGGCACGCUCUGGUCAACUUGAUCCUAAUCAUCCUAUUUUUAUUCAAAAUGAGCUAUCACUCAGUGCUAUUGAUCAGCCUGACGCAUUGAAAACUAGACAUGGAGGUGGUGAAGAGCCUUCUCGUGCUUCUACUUCACAAUCCCAAAGAUUAGACGUCAAUCAGCCAGAUCCCAGACACCCAGACGGUGAGAGGCCCAGAUCGAGCAGUGUUGCACCAGAGGCUUCAACUUCAACUGCAGAAGUUGAUGUUAGACAGCAGAGGAUAUCCCUCUCUGCCAACAGGACAUCUACAGACAGGCUUCAGAAGUUGGCGGAAGGUGCAUCUAAUGGUUUUCCGAGCACGAUCGCCUCUCAACCCGAACAAGUUCGGCCUUUGCUUAGCUUGCUGGAGAAGGAACCUCCUUCCAGACAUUUUUCUGGUCAACUGGAUUAUGUGAAGCACAUCACUGGUAUAGAGAGACAUGAAAGCAUACUUCCCCUUCUGCAUGCGACAAAUGAGAAGAAAACUAAUGAAGAGCUAGAUUUUUUGAUGGCUGAAUUUGCAGAGGUCUCUGGGCGUGGAAGAGAAAAUGGUAAUCUUGAUACCACAACUAGAUAUUCCAGUAAAACAGUGACAAAGAAGGUUGCAGCUACUGAAGGAGCUGCUUCUACAUCUGGGAUUGUAUCUCAGACGGCAUCUGGAGUACUCUCAGGUUCAGGUGUUCUAAAUGCUAGACCUGGUAGUGCCACAUCAUCCGGUUUACUUGCCCACAUGGUUUCAACACUGAAUGCGGACGUUGCCCGGGAGUACUUGGAGAAAGUGGCUGAUCUCCUCCUCGAAUUUGCUCGGGCGGAUACAACAGUAAAAUCAUACAUGUGUAGCCAAAGCUUGCUUAGUCGUCUUUUCCAGAUGUUCAACCGUGUAGAACCUCCUAUCCUUCUGAAGUUACUAGAGUGCAUCAAUCACUUAUCCACCGAUCCAAAUUGCUUGGAGAACCUUCAGCGGGCAGAUGCGAUUAAGCAUUUGAUCCCCAACCUCGAGCUUAAGGAUGGGCCUCUUGUGUAUCAAAUCCACCAUGAGGUGCUUAGCGCGCUAUUCAACCUGUGCAAGAUAAACAAGAGGAGACAGGAACAAGCGGCCGAAAAUGGAAUCAUACCGCACCUGAUGCAUUUUAUAAUGACGGAUUCUCCUCUGAAACAGUAUGCAUUACCGCUACUGUGUGAUAUGGCGCAUGCAUCUCGUAAUUCGAGAGAGCAGUUAAGGGCCCAUGGUGGUCUAGAUGUAUACUUGAGCUUGCUGGACGAUGAAUUUUGGUCUGUGAUAGCCUUAGAUUCAAUUGCUGUCUGCUUGGCUCAUGACAAUGACAACCGAAAGGUGGAGCAUGCUUUGCUUAAGAAGGAUUCUAUCCAGAAACUGGUUAAAUUCUUCCAGAGCUGUCCAGAGAGACACUUUGUGCACAUAUUGGAGCCAUUCUUGAAGAUUAUCACGAAAUCAUCUCGAAUCAAUACAACCUUAGCUGUAAAUGGGUUGACUCCUUUACUUAUCUCGAGGCUGGACCACCAAGACGCCAUUGCUCGGCUUAAUCUCUUGAAACUUAUCAAGGCUGUGUAUGAGCACCAUCCACGGCCAAAACAGCUAAUUGUAGAGAAUGACCUCCCUCAGAAACUGAAAAACCUCAUAGAGGAACGGCGAGAUGGACAGCGUUCAGGAGGACAAGUUCUUGUUAAACAAAUGGCUACAUCUCUUCUCAAAGCCCUUCACAUCAACACUGUCUUAUGAAAAAUCCAUCCUUUGUCCAUUUUACGAAUCUUUCUCCUGAGUGUAUAUUUUGUUCCGAUUCCUUUUUUGAGGAAGAUUUAGCGAUGAUUGUCGCUUUUGUCAACUGUAUAUUUCUCAGAUUUCGAACCAUACAAACACCAGGAGAUGGCAGAGGUCGAAUCUAAGGCUUUGUAAUGGAAGCGGUGGUGGUUGUCUGGUGGCUCUGCUGUUUUUAGGCCCCCAAGAGCUGCCGACAACUCAGGUUUUGUGGUCUGUUUUUCUGUCUCUUGCUUGGUGUGGAAGUUACCUUUUUAGGUUUGUAAUAUGCGUGGGCUCUACGUAACAUGAAAUGUGACGUGAACGUGAUUGUGUUGAAUCCUCA
This is a messenger RNA of Tarenaya hassleriana, 4777 nucleotides long. RefSeq names its product MAP3K epsilon protein kinase 1. Lineage: Eukaryota; Viridiplantae; Streptophyta; Magnoliopsida; Brassicales; Cleomaceae. Gene Ontology annotation, cellular component: cytoplasm. Gene Ontology annotation, molecular function: protein serine/threonine kinase activity; ATP binding; protein binding. The coding region runs from base 325 to 4416 and encodes 1363 amino acids. The record is from RefSeq and is a predicted model, not a curated record. The transcript is spliced from 24 exons. Gene Ontology annotation, biological process: protein phosphorylation.